AUGGGGAUCUUCUUCAUUUUCUCUUAUAUUCCUAUUCACCAUCCUGGGGAUGUUAAUAAAUAUAGAAGUUAUUCUUGUUAUAUUAUUAUUCCCUCUGCUUUCCUUCUUCUUUAUCCUCAUCUUCUUCAUUUUCUACUUCUCUAUCCUGUUCACCAUCCUCUUCUUCUUCCAUUAUUAUUAUUAUUAUUAUUAUUAUUAUUAUUCCUCUCUUUAGCCUCCUUCUUCUUUAUCCUCAUCUUUAACCAUUUCUCUUCUCAUCGUACUGCAUCCUCUUCUUCUUUACCCAUUAUUAUUAUUAUUGUAUUAUUAUUCCCCCUCUGCCUUUUCCUUCUUCUUUAUCUCUGUCUUCUUCAUUUUCUACUUCUCAUCCUAUUCACCAUCCUCUUCUUCUUACAUUAUUAUUAUUAUUAUUAUUUCCUCUAUGUUUUAUCUAUCUAUCUAUCUAUCUAUCUAUCUAUCUUCAUAUUAAUUCUGUUUCAUCUCAGUAGGUUCAUGUCUGACUCAGGCUAUUCAUAUCUAUCUAUCUAUCUAUCUAUCUUCAUAUUAAUUCUGUUCUGUCUAUAUAUAUUCAUGUCUGCCUCAGUCUAUACAUAUCUGUUAUUUUCUAUCUGUAUCUGUUCAUAUCUGACUCAGUCUAUUCAUAUCUAUUAUUUCCUAUCUAUCUAUCAGUUCUGUUCUAUCUAUCUAUCUAUCUAUCAGUUCUGUUCUAUCUAUUUAUCUAUCUAUCUAUCAGUUCUGUUCUAUCUAUCUAUCUAUCUAUCUAUCUAUCUUCAUAUUAAUUCUGUUCUCUUUAUAUAUGUUCAUGUAUGUCUCAGUCUAUUAAUAUCUGUUAUUUUCUAUCUUCAUCUUAAACAUUUUCAUUCGUUAUUUUUUCCAGUUUUUCUCUCCCCGUUUUUGUUUUUUUCUUUUUUCUUACCUCAUGUUUUUCUCUAUUUCCACCAUUUUUUCUCUUUUUCAUCAACUCCUCUCUCUCUUUCCACAGCUUUAUUUUAUACUUUCGUUCUUUUUACAUUUCUCACGUCGUUUUGUUAUCUCUCUAUCCUCUCUCUUUACCCCGCAUUCUCAAAUCUUUUCCCACCCUCUCCUUUUCUCUUUCUCUCUAUCCCCUUCUUUUUCUUCUUCUUUCAAAACCAUUAUUAUUAUUAUUAUUAUUAUUAUUCACCUCUGCCUUUUCCUUCUUCUUUAUCCUCAUCUUCUUCAUUUUCUACUUCUCCAUCCUAUUCCCCAUCAUCUUCUUCUUUCCAUUAUUAUUAUUAUUAUUAUUAUUCCCCUCUGCCUUUUCCUUCUUCUUUAUCCUCAUCUUCUUCAUUUUUUACUUCUCCAUCCUAUUCACCAUCAUCUUUUUCUUCCCAUUAUUAUUAUUAUUAUUAUUAUUAUUAUUAUUAUUCACCUCUGCCUUUUCCUUCUUCUUUAUCCUCAUCUUCUUCAUUUUCUACUUCUCCAUCCUAUUCACCAUCAUCUUCUUCUUUCCAUUAUUAUUAUUAUUAUUAUUAUUAUUAUUCCCCUCUGCCUUUUCCUUCUUCUUAA
Molecule: messenger RNA, 1527 nt
Organism: Acanthosepion pharaonis
Lineage: Eukaryota; Metazoa; Mollusca; Cephalopoda; Sepiida; Sepiidae
Source: the annotation of a GenBank genome assembly